Homalodisca vitripennis (glassy-winged sharpshooter) is the source of this 1669-nucleotide messenger RNA. Its product is annotated as tRNA (guanine(10)-N2)-methyltransferase homolog. Gene Ontology annotation, cellular component: cytoplasm. The record is from RefSeq and is a predicted model, not a curated record. The transcript is spliced from 9 exons. Lineage: Eukaryota; Metazoa; Arthropoda; Insecta; Hemiptera; Cicadellidae. The coding region runs from base 233 to 1606 and encodes 457 amino acids. Gene Ontology annotation, biological process: methylation. Gene Ontology annotation, molecular function: nucleic acid binding.
UGCCUUGUGGUGUUUACCAUAUUUCUGAGAGUAUAUUUGAGGUUAGGUCCAGUAUGUUGGUGGUCUACUGUUAUAUUAUUUUGUUUCGCUGUUUGUAUCAAAAGUAAUAUUUUAAUAUAUUUUGUGAGAUUUCUGGUUUAUUUAUUACCAUUUUUUUAUUUUAAGAGGACUCAGUUACUUUUUAACUGUUAACCUUAAUGUGGAGUUGGAAUAUAUUGUAGUGUUUACGAAAAUGUGUAUAGGUCUUAGAAAGUAUUUAUUUUACUUUGCCAAUGAACACACUGAAUUCCGCUUACCGGAAAUAAAGGCGAUUGCCUCUCUGUUCAAGAUACCUCUGAAAUGGGUUGAAGAGCCUAGCAAUGAGCCAUUUUGGCUUGCGGAGCUGCCAUCGGAGGAGUCGGCUCAGCUUAUAGCCUCAAGGUCAGUCAGUGUGCGUCGAAUAGUGCACUUGUGGGCCAGUGCCUCUAAGGUCUCUGACCUUCACAACCAGCUGAAGGACCAGGAGCAGAGUAUAAAGCCUUUCUUCUCACCGAACAAGACUUUCAAAAUUAAAGUUGACACAUUUUGCAAUCAUCAGACCCAAUCAGAAAAGCUGGAGAAGAUUGAGUCAUUCGCAUACCUACCCAUCCAAGGAUCAGUGAAGUUGAAGGAUCCAGAUCUGACUCUCCAGUAUUUCGAGCACUAUGGGAUGGACCCUAACAACAGGCCCAGUGAACCACACAGGAUUUUCUUUGGCAGAGUUGUGGCCCAAGGACGACGGGACCUGAUGACACAACUGAACCUCAAGAAGCGCAAGUUCAUCGGGAACACCAGCAUGGACGCUCAGUUGUCGCUAAUCAUGGCCAACAUUGCACAAGUACAGCCUGGUGAUCUUGUACUAGACCCCUUCGUCGGCAGUGGCUCCCUGUUGAUAGCAGCUGCAAGCUUUGGUGGCUACGUAUUUGGAUCAGACAUUGACUUUUUGAUGCUCCACGCCAAGACAAAACCUACCAGGAAACAGGACCGGUUCAAAGGGCGGCAGGUAGACGAGAGUGUGUUUGCCAACUUCUGCCAGUACCAGCUGACUAGUCACUACAUUGACGUGGUAGUGGCAGACGCCUCUUUGCCUUUGUGGCGAGAUAGACUCACAGUGGACGCCAUCAUCACUGACCCUCCUUAUGGCAUCAGGGAAUCAAUAGAGAGGGUCGGAACAUCGCGAGAGAUGAUUGCCGUUUUAGAGGAGAAUCAGGCAUCGCACAUUCCAUCCAAGACCGACUACAACAUGGAGCAGCUCUUGUCGGAUCUGUUGUGUUUCGCUGCAAGUCACCUGCGGGUAGGAGGGCGACUAGUCACGUGGAUACCGAUUUUCCGCAGUGACUACGACGCCAGCUGUCUGCCUUCCCACCCCUGUCUCAGGCUAGAAGCCAACUGUGAGCAGAUAUUGUCCAUGGUUGCCUCUCGCCGUCUGCUCACCUACUCCAAGUUGCGGGAACCUCAAGGAGAGGAGCUCAAUCCGAUAAUGAGCCUUGGGGAUCUAGCCAGCUUCAGGGAUAAGUAUUUUCACCACAUGGAAGAGGCGAGAGUGGAACGUAAAAGGAAGAAAAUUGAGCAUGCUCUACAGAGAUAAAUGUUAUUAAAUGGACAAAAAAAUUACAGAUUUGUAUAUAUAAUAAACCAUACCUCAUAGAAA